This is a messenger RNA of Cuscuta campestris, 2382 nucleotides long. NCBI's taxonomy places the organism in Eukaryota, Viridiplantae, Streptophyta, Magnoliopsida, Solanales, Convolvulaceae. The record is from the annotation of a GenBank genome assembly.
GGAAAGUACGGACGCGGGAAAGCUUUGACUAUUGCAAAAAAUAAAAUGUGAAAAAAUGGAAGGACAAGUCGCCGCCGGACUCUCUCUCUCUCUCUCUCUGUAGCAAUCUGCUAGAAUUCUAUAUUCUCUCUCUCUGUUUAUAAGGGCGUUCCGAUUCAGAGCUCAGAAAACGAUAUACAUUCUGUUAGAGAUCAGAAUAAUGGAGAGUCUGCUGAAGGAGAAGAGAGGCGGAGAAACGGUGCUGGACAUGUCGCCGCGAUCGACGCCGGGAGGAGGCGUGGAAGAUGUCUACGGCGAGGACUGCGCCACCGAGGAUCAGCUCGUCACUCCCUGGGCGACCUCUGUUGCUAGUGGCUACAAUUUGUUAAGAGACCCUCGUUACAACAAAGGGCUUGCUUUCACAGAGAACGAACGAGAUGCUCAUUACCUCCGAGGUCUCCUUCCGCCUGUAGUUGUUUCCCAGGAGCUUCAGGAGAAGAGAUUUAUGCAAAGUAUCCGCCAAUAUGAUCUGCCCAUACACAAGUAUAUGGCUAUGAUGGAACUUGAGGAGAUGAAUGAAAGGCUGUUCUACAAGCUUCUUAUUGAUUAUGUCGACGAGCUACUCCCAGUUGUCUACACUCCAACUGUUGGCGAGGCUUGCCAGAAAUAUGGAAGCAUAUUCAAGCGUCCUCAGGGUCUAUACAUCAGUUUGAAGGAAAAGGGGAAGAUUCUUGAGGUAUUGAAGAAUUGGCCUGAGAGGACAAUCCAAGUCAUCGUCGUAACUGAUGGUGAGCGAAUUUUGGGACUUGGAGACCUUGGCUGCCAGGGGAUGGGAAUACCCGUGGGGAAGUUGGCUCUUUAUACAGCACUUGGUGGAGUCAGGCCCUCAGCGUGUUUGCCUAUAACAAUUGAUGUUGGGACCAACAAUGAGCAGUUACUCAAGGACGAGUUCUAUAUCGGGCUUAGACAAAAGAGAGUAACUGGACAGGAAUAUUAUGACUUUCUGGACGAGUUCAUGACUGCUGUAAAGCAAAACUACGGUGAAAAAAUUCUUGUGCAGUUUGAAGAUUUUGCAAACCACAAUGCAUUUGAGCUGCUGGCCAAAUAUGGUACUACUCAUUUGGUGUUCAAUGAUGAUAUACAGGGGACAGCUGCUGUGGUUCUUGCAGGCCUUGUGGCCUCACUUAAGCUUCUUGGGGGUACCUUAGCUGACCACAAGUUCUUGUUCCUUGGUGCUGGAGAGGCUGGCACAGGUAUUGCUGAACUAAUAGCUCUUGAGAUUUCAAAAAAGACAAAGGCUCCUGUUGAGGAAACACGUAAAAGGAUCUGGCUUGUGGACUCGAAGGGGUUAAUUGUUAGUUCUCGAAAAGCAUCUCUUCAGUCCUUCAAGAAGCCUUGGGCACACGAACAUGAACCUACUAACAAUCUCUUAGAUGCUGUCAAGGCCAUCAAGCCAACAGUGUUGAUAGGGACUUCUGGAGUUGGAAAAACAUUUACAAAAGAAGUAAUUGAAGCCAUGGCUGCCUUUAACAAGAGACCUCUUAUAAUGGCACUUUCAAACCCUACAUCACAAGCCGAAUGUACCGCUGAAGAUGCUUACAAAUGGACUGAGGGACGUGCAGUGUUUGCAAGUGGAAGCCCAUUCCCUUCUGUAGAAUACAACGGCAAACUUAACAUACCUGGACAGGCUAACAACUGCUAUAUAUUUCCCGGGUUCGGUUUUGGUCUGGUCAUGUCGGGCACGAUCCGUGUACACGAUGAUAUGCUCCUAGCAGCUUCGGAGGCUUUGGCUAGUCAAGUAACAGAAGAACACUAUGCCCAAGGGAUGAUUUAUCCCCCUUUCACAAAUAUCAGGAAGAUCUCAGCUCAUAUAGCAGCUACCGUUGCUGCUAAGGCAUAUGAACUUGGUGUUGCGACUCGUCUUCCUCGACCUGCAGAUUUGGUGAAGUAUGCUGAAAGUUGCAUGUACACUCCCGUCUACAGAAACUAUCGUUGAAUUUGGUGUAAUGCUGUGAGUGAAGGAGUGGCAAACUGGGAAGUCGUCCACUCAUCCUCAUCACAAGUAGCUCUAUAGAGGUCCAUCGUGUUUCUUUUCUUUUUUUCUUCGUGAGAUCACUUCCACGGUUUUUUGUUUUGUGCCCUUACCACGGUGUAUGUUAACUGUGCUUUAUUUUCGUUGAAUAACGUCCUUAUUUUGUACAAUAAGGAUGGUAUUGUAUUGCAGUUUCUUUUGUUUUCUGAGUUUAAUUUCAGUCAGUUUUUUCCAUCUGUUGUUAUUCAUGAGUCUGAUCGCCCAAAGCUUCAAUCACAUUAUUGAUUCUAGCACAAACACUUGUGGACAUGCUUUGCUCUCAUGUUUCAAAGAACAAAAAAAGGUGGUGUUAAUAGUGGCAUUGGUGUCCC